This is a messenger RNA of Macrosiphum euphorbiae (potato aphid), 1038 nucleotides long. Lineage: Eukaryota; Metazoa; Arthropoda; Insecta; Hemiptera; Aphididae. The record is from the annotation of a GenBank genome assembly.
AUGGACAACCAUGAUACACACAUAACCCCCAAUUCACAAUCUAACUCACACAAAACAUUCGCGGAAACAACAGCGAACUCAUCCUUUCCAAAAAAAGACCAAGCAAUUAUCUUCAAUACAGUAAAUGACGUCCCGCAAAUCGAGUACAUCAAAGCAUUCAGCCAACUUACAUCGCCUAAUAACAUAAAAUUCGCUUCACGAAUAUCCAACAAUAGAUUCUGCAUUUAUUUUGCUAGUAAGAGUAUCGUUGACCAUAUUAUCUCAAAACAAUCGUAUAUCGUUAUAAAUAACACGCAAAUCGCUUAUCGUCGGCUCAUUAGCCCGGCAAAACGAAUCAUCAUAUCCAAUGUGCAGCCAUCUAUACCUCACGACAUAAUUAUAAAAGCUAUUAACAAUAGCCUCAUUAAAAUAUUAUCUCCCAUUACAUUUAUGAAAGCCGGUUUCUCAAACGAUGAAUACGGUCACAUAGGCAGUUUUCGACGACAAGUAUAUUUACAUCCCGACGAUAUCCAUAGACUACCGAGUUCAUUAUUAAUUAAUUACGAUCAAACCGAUUAUCGCAUAUUCUUCUCGGACGACACCGUGUUAUGCUAUAUCUGCAAACAAACUGGUCACACCUCAAACCACUGCAAAAAAGAUUUGGAUAAUACGAUCUUAACUAAUAGCAAUAUCCCUCCUCCGCCGGAAAACAAAGAAAUCGAAAAAGAUAAUAACUCACAAAAUGAUCAAAAUAUCAUGGACCAUACUAACAUAAAUCAUAGUAUCGAAAACAAUUAUCAACAAUCUGUCAACAAGCUGACUCCCCUUCAAGAACCAGCUGACCACAUUAAAAGACCUAUCUCAUCAUACGCCAGCACCAGCGACACCGACAAUGCAUCCACCACUGAGAACCCUAUAAACACGUCAUCAACAACACCUACGGAAACUCAAAACCAUCAAACCAAUAAUAGCAUCCUCACAACAAAGCUAUUAGAAUCCCAAUCCAACGAAAAAAAAAAAAAAAAAAAAAAAAAAAACAAAUGCAGGAAUAACACAUAA